Parnassius apollo (apollo) is the source of this 912-nucleotide messenger RNA. NCBI's taxonomy places the organism in Eukaryota, Metazoa, Arthropoda, Insecta, Lepidoptera, Papilionidae. The record is from the annotation of a GenBank genome assembly.
AUGCCAAAUUCUAAAAAAAACUGCUUAUCUCACUGUGGCAAUGCACUCGUUGAGGCCGAAUAUGAAUGCAUAUUUAUGUGGCUAAGCUUAAACCGGCGCGCGCCCCCUCCUUCUAGGCCAUCAGCCACCUCCAACUCCCACUUCCAAAACCUACACCAACUGCAAGGGCUUCAAGAAGUCUCUAGCCUCGGCUAUGGAUUCUCCGGACCCUCCCAUAACCCUCUCUUCCGACGUCUUCGACAGUACGGGGAAAAUAGACACCGCGUCGAAAAUCUCACCUCUCUUAUAACAUUCUCUCUUAAAGAAAAUGAAAAGGUUGUCCCGGUUGCUAAAACUAGUCUUCCUCUAGAUAUUAGCAACCUGCUCAAAGCCAAAAAAGCUACUCUCCGUAGAGAUGCACGCUAUCCCACUCCCGAGUACAGACUCGCUGCUCACCGCCUUCAACGCAAACUCCGUUAUCGCCUCAAAGAUUUCAGAGACCUCGAAAGGGGCAAUCUCAUGGAGAAUAUCUCCCCCUCUCACACAGCGUACUACCAGAUGGCGAGAGCCCUCCGGAUAGACGCUAUCACGCAUACUCUCCCUCUGUCUCGUCCAGACGGCUCUAUUGCCUUCGAGGACGAAGAAAAGGCUGAGUGCUUCGCCGACAGCGUCGCCGCUCAAUGCUCUCCCAGCUCACAACCCACUGAUCCCCUACAUAUCAAACUAGUGGAGGACGAGGUCCGUCGCCGGAACUCACCCCCCACCACCUCUGACCCUAUCACUGUGUCCAAAGAUGAGAUUUCAUCUACCAUCAAAGGACUUAAGCCCAAAAAAGCACCAGGCGCGGAUGGCAUCUCCAACCAAGCCCUCAAACACUUUCCAGAGCAGGUGAUCGCCUUAUUGGCCGUAAUCUUCAACGCCUGCUUCGAAUAA